This is a messenger RNA of Varroa destructor (honeybee mite), 2393 nucleotides long. RefSeq names its product retinol dehydrogenase 11-like. The record is from RefSeq and is a predicted model, not a curated record. NCBI's taxonomy places the organism in Eukaryota, Metazoa, Arthropoda, Arachnida, Mesostigmata, Varroidae.
CAAAUCAUUCAGACGACCAGGCCGCGCGGAAUUCCUCUUUUAAAUCAACAGUGUUUUAUUUGGUCAACCGGCGUGUGUUUGUUCGCCCAGCUGCGCACUGCAGUAACGUUCGUUCAUCGGCAUCGCGGACAGAACACCCAGCGAUAUACGGCAGUCGAGACAGCGACAAGAGGUAAAAUACGUUCGCUGAGGCAGAACUGUCGCUUCGCGAAGCGACCGUGGCAAUCGAACACUGCGAUUGAUUGUGAGCUGGUGAAUUAAGCCCCUGGAACGAUCGACAGCGCGCUACGUCAGUAUUAGUUGAACGUUUCCUGUAUGUUGAUACCGCUCAAACGACCACGGCACGGAAUCAAAAGGGGGCAGUUGUACACCAGGGAAUAACGCGGACCAUCCACGUGGCCUUGCCUACACUCGAGAGAUAGUCCUUAUCUCUAGACUGCUCCUGUCACUUUUGUUCGGAAGGUGUUUCAACGCGUUUAAACAGAUUUUCAUUGUUUGAGGGAGAAAAAUUGCGCUUCACAAUGUCAGGGAUCGCAUCCCCUGAUGCAUUUAAUUCCCCAAUCCUACCGACUCCAAAAGCAAUAUCCGCGACACAAGAUCACUCCGCUGUUGAUGCUGUUUCAACGUUUGUAGGCUUUAGCGGCGGAUUCAUUGUCGUUGUAUUCGUGGUAGCUGUUCUGUGCAAGAUCUAUGCCAAUGUCACCGAAGGACGAUACGUUUGUCAAAAAGAUCUCACGGGCACGGUUGCCAUAGUAACCGGCUCGAACACAGGAUUGGGGAAGACAACUGCACACGCUCUAGCGGCCUGUGGAGGAAAGGUGAUCUUAGCCUGCCGAAACCUAAAAAAGGCCGAGGCAGCACGGAAGGACAUUAUGGCAGCGACAGGUAACCAAAAAGUGGUUUGCAAGCCACUUGACCUAGCCUCAUUUCGAAGCGUCCGAGAGUUUGCCAAGGAUAUCACUUCUACAGAACAACGUCUUGAUAUUCUCAUCAAUAACGCUGGACUACUUACCCCGUCGCGACACGAGACGACGGAAGACGGCUACGAAGUAUCAAUUCAGUCCAAUCAUUUGGGUCACUUUCUUCUUACGAACUUAUUGCUCGACCUGCUAAAGAAAAGCGCACCCAGUCGCGUUGUCGUUGUUGGUUCUUGUGGUCACUGGUUUGGCAACAUGAACCCCGAUCGACCGCUUGACUUCAAGCGUUACCAUUUCCCAAUAUUCAAUUACUGCUCUACGAAAGUUCUCAACAUGCUCUUUACAGUUGAGCUCGCUAGGCGACUUGAGGGGUCGGGCGUAAUUGUUAACUGCGGUCAUCCCGGCUUUGUCAGCUCCAAUUUCGGACUUAACAACGCCAGCAUUCAAGCCUGGUUUUUCACCAAAAUGCUGAAAAUAUACGGGAAGUCACCAGAAGCCGGUGCCAUGACGAGCGUCUAUUUGGCUACAUCGGAAGACAUCAAAGUGAGCGGACGCUAUUUUUCCGAUUGUAAACUGGCGAUGGCGCCUUUUUGGGCUACACGGAUGACAAAAGCUGCCAAACUCUGGAAAGUCUCGGAGAAAAUGACCGGGCUCAAUCAGGCCGCACCCUCUGGAGUGCUUAGCUAUUAAUUAAUUCACAGGUGACGGUUUCACAUGCAUAAAAGCAAUUUUUGAAAGAUUAAAACAAUGCAGACAGCUACCUUAUUCUUUUGUGAGGGCAAGUAGAACAUAGAGUGCUCCUGAAUGGCGAAACUUGCUUGAAAUUACUAGUAACGAUGGUUGAAUCUGUGUAUAAUAGACUUAAGUAGCCUUUUAAUGUUACGGUCACGUAGAUCUUGGGGUGGCUAUAGGGCAUACAAUAAGAGUCCAAAAUGUUUAGUAUAAAAGAAACUCUUCGGCAUUUCUUAAUAGGCAAUUUGCUAGCUUUGAGCUCAGCGAAGAGAAUAAUUAUGUAAGGUUCUAACUUAAUAGUUCAACCUUAGGCACCGUAUCUACUUAAUAUCUAUAGAUGAUGAGCCCAUAUGUAUACUAAUUUAUAUGCCCGUAUACAUUCAUCAUACCGGAACGAUGAUCAUGACAGUUGCAACUGGUUGGUCGCCGCUUUCGAGCAAAACAAUCCGUUCAAAAUACAUUCAGAACUUAUUUUUUGCCGACUAAUAAUGGUAAUCUAGGUGCUAUUAGCGUAGGCACAGCAUAAGGGGACGCGCGCAUCCUAAACAUCAGGCACAUUCACCAACUGUGUGUCCUCGUAAUCGUCGACGAAAGUGUCCUUGCACUAUUUAUUUUGAGUGCGAUUUUGUAGUAGCGAAAGGAUCGAUGCAUCGGAUUGAUAUUAAGGUAUAUGAGCGUGUAUGUCUGUCAAAAGUGAAACGCAGUAAAUAAAUAAUUAUAUUAAAAGAAAAGAAAACUUAUGUG